Messenger RNA from Linepithema humile (Argentine ant), 5103 nucleotides. Its product is annotated as putative adhesion G protein-coupled receptor E4P. The record is from RefSeq and is a predicted model, not a curated record. Gene Ontology annotation, molecular function: G protein-coupled receptor activity. Gene Ontology annotation, biological process: cell surface receptor signaling pathway; G protein-coupled receptor signaling pathway. Gene Ontology annotation, cellular component: membrane. Lineage: Eukaryota; Metazoa; Arthropoda; Insecta; Hymenoptera; Formicidae.
GCGAUCCGCGACCCGUCGCGUUCACAUUCUUCUCUGUGAUUUUUGUCGCGGUCUAUCAAUAAUUCGGUAUUAUUCGCGGUAUCACUGAUUCAGUUAGCUCGUGCGCGAUUUGAUUUUUCGCUGAAUAUCGUGGCUUUUAUUGUAUUGCGUCACUGCAUCGCAAUGUUCAAUUAAUCAUUGUCGUCGUGAAAACCGUAUCGAUAUAGAAUCGUAUAGAAUACUUUUGACGACCUAACCAGCGAUUGAGAAACAAUAAGCAAAUUUGAGAAUUUUAAGAAGAAUCCUGAUGGGAAGAUAACGGAAGACACGAUCGAUUACGUGUCAACAAUUGAUUACGUUCAGCGAAAGAUCGUUCACGACAUUCGUUCUGAGAAGAGAUUUUCUGCACUAGAAACGGUGUCGCGGCUCAGUCGAAGGCGCGCAGCGGGAUGAAUUCGGCCGCGCGACGGAGCAUCGUCGAUCGUGCCGCAGUUGCGGAGUGAUAACAGUCGAAGCACGAGCCCCCCUUAUCAACGCGCCGCAGGUGCCGGCCGGUGCCAGUCAGCCAGUCUUGCUGGAGCACGCGAAGCGGUCGUAUCGAGAGUGUCGUGAGGCUCGUGCUGCGUUCAUCACGUGGAUCAUUGCACUCAGAAAUGAGCGUCGAAGUCGUGGUUGUCUAUUGAUCCGUCGAUCUUGGGGACGUUUGGUGACGCAUCUUUUUUGAAGUGAGAUGCUGGCAUAACGACGACAUGGAGACGUUGUAUACUGGCGCAAUCCACGGCUUCCCGCAGCCCGGUGGCGGAAUAGCUAAUGGUGUUUCCACGGGAAUCGCCAGUUCCUUCGACCAGGAUGGUGUGCUGAGUCUCAUUGUUGUCCUCGGAGGAAGUCUGUCCCUGGUGGCUCUGGUAUUCGCAUUCAUCACCUACAGCCUCUUCUCCGACUUAAGAAGCCUGGCAGGAACGACCUUGAUGAAUCUUUUGGCAGCCCUUUUUAUGGUUCAGCUAUUCUUCAUCGUGGGAGCUGGAGGAGUACAGGACUCAGAGCUUUGCAUCUCGCUCGGUUUGAGUCUGCAGUAUCUACGGGUGUCGGUGGUCUGCUGGCUAGCGGCGAUGUGCCACCACCUGUACGCCACCGUAGCGUCGCUGCCGCGUCGCGACGAUCCGCCGACGUACCUGAAAUACAGCCUCUUUGCCUGGGGCGCGCCGCUGAUCAGCCUCGCAUUAGCGACUUUUCUGCAAAGCCGCGAAAGCCACGACUUCUGGAACGUUGCCGACCUCACUCCUUUUAAUUGCUGGUUUCUGGGAGAUGCGGCGACAAUCUAUGCGUACGGCUGUCCGAUCAUUCUGCUACUACUAACUUGCACUUACUACAUCGUCAAGGCUGCAAUCGUGGCAAGGUACACGUACAGCAUGCAGCUCGAUGUAAAGCAGCGCGAGAAGAUGAAGCGGAGGCAGAGGUUGCAGCUGAUGCUGUUCCUAAAGGUUAGCAUAAUCAUCGCCUUUGUGGCUGGCUGCGGAAUGGCGUCCAGAACCUUGAAGAUCCCCUUUCUUUGGGCCGUGUUCUGCACCUGUCAUUCUCUCCAGGGAUCGGCAGUGGCACUCUCCGUCGCAUGUAAUUGCCGGGUCUUGAAAGUCUACGCCAGGAAAUCGCACAAGCAAUCGGAACAUCAGAUUACGAAAUCGAGCAGUAGCAUGCAGCUACUCGCACCUGUGCCGGAUCCAGUCUAGGCGAUUCUAAGAUGGAUCCUCGGAACGGAACGGGUAGGAAUGAAGAAAAGAACUGGCGACUGGCGACAGCUGGAUGUCUCUCUGUUCGCGUGGCGUAACUAUUUUUACAUCGAGAUGUGCUGACAUUUCCCUAAUUUCCUAACUUUGCCGUUUCUCUCUACGACGGGGAAUCCCUUCUGUGACGUACGAUUCCAGUUUUAACCUUGAUGGCUUAAUUCAAUGCGACAUUCUUUUAGCGUUUAAAGUAAACGGAGAGUUUUUCCAGGAAACUCAAACUGAAGAGGACCUGAAAUUGAGCCAAAAAGUUUUUGUAUUUCUAAUCUAUAUUAAUUUUUGUAAUAUCUUUUGCCCCGACAUUCGUAUUUCUGGUUUUCAUAAUCUUUCUGUUGUUUUUUUGCUUGAAAGUAUGUUUUGAUAACAAUAGAUUUAUAAUAUAUAUUGAUUUUCAUUGUAUAUAUAAUAUUUUCGAGUUAUGAUUUUUGACAAUUUAUAACAGUUGUACGAGUAGAUAUUCGUGUACAUUGUGAUUUGCUCGCGAAUCGUUAAGUAUUGUUUGGAAUGUGAUUGUCCCCGGAAGCGGCAUUAAAGCCCUUUCGUACGCACAAACUGCACUAAUUGACACGAUUGUAAUCACGUCCUAUAUGAACUAUGCAAACGACCCUAAUUUUGGUUCAUUACGCGGUUCGUGAUUUGUUCUGCCCUAUAAAUUUCGAUCAACUCUCCAAUAAUAUAUUGUAUAACUGUAAUAAAUUUAAAAAAAAACAAAAUUGAAGAGAAUUAAACUUCUCGGAAAAAAGGAUUGCUACAAGAUAGAUAGUUACAAACUUUAUCUUCCAAAGUUUUUCAGAGUAGCGUUAAAAACUUGAAGGAUUAAUUCGAGUUUAUUAAAGUAAAUUAUCAGGCGCGGAGAAAUAAGUUAUUUAUUACUUUUUUGCGCUUACUUAAUUAUUAAUCGAUAAAAAAAUAAAGGCAGAAAAUUUAUCGAGCCAUAUGUUAAAUCUGUCUCAAUUAAAAGAGAUUUGAUUUGAGUUCAUUUUUCCUUUGGUUGUAGCCAUCUUUGAGACUUGAAUCGCACGUCGCAGUAAUUCUAUUGGCGUUAUGCAUCUCGAUUACGAUGUAUGAUGCAGUGUUGUAACAGUGUAACGCAACGAACGAGAGACAAUCUGAUACGAUUUCGAUACAGCAGAGAGAAUUUCGCGCUUCGACGAAGAGCGCGAACGGCGAGAAACGCAAUACAGUGCAGCCACCUAAUAUGAUAUGCAUAUCGUGUUAAAUACGUUCUAUAUAUAAUUCUGUGCGUGACGAAUGUUUCGAUAACGCUCAGCUUAAUUAUUUCCAACGUGCAACGCUCGGGAAACUUCGGCUUAUAAUCCUGAAAUGUAAUCCUGCAAUUAAUAUGCAAUCAUAUAAUAAUUAUCAAUUUGUCUCGAAAUCUGAAUUAUUGCUCAGUUCAACGCUCCGUAAUUGUAUUCUUUUAAACUUCACUUUGCCAAAAGUGCGUAGAGAUCCGGACGCAUACAGAACAAUUUUCUUAUUGCGUAUAAUAAUCAACAACGAACUAAGUAUCCAAAGUUCGAGAUCGUGUACACAUUACUUUGUAUUCAAUGUACAAGGUAUUCUAGAGAACAUUUUAAGUCCCAAUUUUAACAGCAACUUCUUUGCCGAAUUUAUUGCGAACUUUUAAUAUUUGAUAUUAAAUAUCACGGAAAUUUAUUCAAAUAUGGACACAAAGCACCGGCGAAUAUAAAAUUAUUCGUCGUUUUAAGCGUGACCUAGAUUCUCCGGAUUGUCCCAUGAGGGAUUAAUCGAGUCUUCUAGCUCUCCGCAGCGGAAUUUUAAUGUGCAACAAGAAAAGUUAUAUGGUUUCAUAUUAAUUCUCUAGAAAGGCGAAUCUCCGGCAACCGGGGCGAGGGAUAUACGCGUCCGCCAUCAGCGUUAGCGCGUGAUUUUCGUACGAUGAUGGAUACCGUAAGGCGAAGCGACGUCGUACACCGUAAUUCAAUUUGUAGAGGUCACUUAAAGGAUGAAGUACCGGAGGAAGUGAAUAGAGAAUUCCAAUAGAAGGUGCUGUCCCGGUCGCUUAUGCGAUUCACCUUGGAUUCUCGUGUCCUCUUGCGUUUAGGGACCCUUUAACCGAGAGACCCGGUGAUCGAUCGAUCGAAGGGUCUACCCCUUUUGUCGGACGAGUGUAACAGCGCACUUUGACGUAGCGCGCAUGAUGUAUCGAUAUCUAUUGCUCCUAUUUCACUGGCCAGGACAACAUUCGCACGCCAUUGUUUCUUCCCUGAAUAGCGUGUAAUCAACGGCGAGGGCGGCGUACAAAUUGGGCGCUCUGGGAGCAUCGAAAGCUGAUUAAACGUAUAAAUAAGAAAAGAGUUUAUAUAUAUAUAUAUAAGACGGUCGCAAAGAAGUAUUGAAUGACUUCUUUCGCUCUCGAGAAAGAAAAGGAACACGAACCGUGUGCGCUUCUUUAAUGAGAUAAAUAAAUUUAAUCACUUAUCAAAAAUAAGGAAUUUUUUAAAUAUACAUUGAUUAUCAUUGUGGUGAGCGUACUACUUAGUGACAGUGGUAGUGUGUUAAAUUAUCUCGAAUUAGAUCUGAAUCCAAUCUACUCUUUAUCCAAAUCCUCGAUAGAGGAAAAAUGAUGGCGCACGAUUACGUUUAUUCGCGCAUGAUUCGCGUGCGAAUGAAUUUAGGCGGGAUCGAGCAUGAGACGCGAUUAGGGCUAUUCUGUCAUUCCGAUCCGUUUACUGAGUGAGUGAGGGACUCGAGCGAGCGAGCGAAGCCGAUACUCAAUAUAGGCCGACAUAUCAAUGUUGAAUAAUGUUCUUGAAUUUUCUAAGCAUCGAAGCGGAUCGAAUGCCGGACGCGUGAAACCGCGGGAUCGUUCACCCACGAAAGCCUCGGUGUGCGGUUUGCUUGAUCGAUACGAUACAUGCCGCGAACCGACCACUCUGUACACAAACGAGGACGAGAGGAGGGUGCACGUCGAGUCGGAUUUCGAGGGUCGCGCGAUCAAUCGACAUCCGUCUCGCAGCAGGGAGGAUUUAUGUCAGUCGGUGAAUAAUUAGGAGCAAUCAUGACGGUAAUUGUGACAGCGACGGUAUUUGUGACCCUCCGUACGUGUUCCAAUAGUUAAACUAAUGACCCUUAUGAACUUAUUAAGAAUAACGAUUGCUCAUUUGCUGAUCGUUACAACUUUCGAAGUUCUCGCGAUGUUUGUCUUCUGAUUUUAGUUUCCGACUUUUGAUUGCAAAAUGUGACGAUGUGCUGUAGCUACAUUUUUUUGUCAUAAUUAUUGAAGGCGCAGAACUAAGAAAUAUUCCUUGUUCAGGAAUAUAAUUAAAUAUUUUCUAUCUUGAAGAUAAUAAUUCUAAUCUUUUUUCACGCAGUAAUU